Molecule: messenger RNA, 2520 nt
Organism: Scylla paramamosain (green mud crab)
Lineage: Eukaryota; Metazoa; Arthropoda; Malacostraca; Decapoda; Portunidae
Product: pseudohemocyanin-2-like
Exons: 3
Coding region: 109-2220 (703 amino acids)
Source: RefSeq, a predicted model, not a curated record
UGGUACCUUAACAACAAGACAAGAAUUUCAGGUGGUAACACUUAUCAGUGAGUGAUUACGAGAGAAAAAGUCCUUAUCUACAAUGAUAUUCACUUAAUCACACACUUCAUGUGGGGCGAAGGCCGCGAGAGCCAACAGUAUAUAAAGCAACAAGAGGACAUCACAGACAGCACUAGCUCCAACAUGAAGCUUUUGGUGGUGAUUGCUCUGGUGGGCCUCAGCGCCGCAGCUGCAUGGCCCAGCUAUAUGUCAGAUGAGCCUGACGGUGUUCCUACGCAUCAGAAGCAACAUGAUGUAAACUAUGCCUUCUACAAGAUUUUCGAACCUCUCCGCGAUAACAGACUGGCUGACAAGGCAACAUCCUUUAAUCCUGUGGGAGACAUUUCCAUGUACAAGGAUGGAGGAGUCGCCGUCCGUCACCUUAUGGAUGAGCUCACACAUGGCCGUCUGCUGGAGAAGAAACACUGGGCUGUCGCCACCAACAAACGCCAUCUGGAGGAGGCAAUCAUGCUCUUCGAGGUGUUUAUGCAGUGCAAGGACUGGAACUGCGUCGCCAGCAAUGGAGCUUACUUCAGGGAGCGAGUGAAUGAGGAAGAAUUCAUCUAUGCUGCCUACCAUGCCAUCAAGCACUCUCCUCUCACCCAGCAUGUCGUUCUGCCCGCCAUGUACGAGGUAAAGCCACACCACUUCACCAAGACCCAGGUCAUCGAGGAAGCCUAUGAGGCCAAAGAGAUGAGGCUUCGCAACAUAAUCUUCCAAAAUAACUUCACUGGUACACCUAACGACAUCGAACAUAGAGUCGCAUACUACCGUGAAGAUGUUGGCGUUGGCACUCACCAUUUGAUGAUUCAUUUGGAGAAUCCAUUCUGGUGGAAAGACACCUACGGCUACCACAUUGAUAGGAAGGGAGAGAACUUCUUCUAUGCCUAUCACCAGCUCCUCAACCGUUACGAGGCUGAGCGCAUCUCCAAUUACCUGCCUCCUCUACAGGAGCUGAAGCUCGACGAGCCCCUGAAAGAAGGAUUUACUCCGCAGACCACCUACAAGUUCGGUCCACCCUUCCCCAUCCGCAAUGACGACAUCCACCUCCAUGACGUAGACAAGAUAGGCAGAAUUCACGAAAUCGUUCACAUGGAAGACCGCAUCCACGAUGCCAUCGCUCACGGUUACGUGGAGGACGAGCAGGGAAACAAGAUCAACAUCGAAAACGACCACGGCAUUGACAUCUUGGGUGACAUCAUUCAGUCCUCUAUGUACAGCCCCAACCGCAAGUACUACGGCAAUCUCACCACCCUGGCCUACACAUUGCUUGACCACCAGACCGACCCCAAGAAUAAGUACGACACUCCCCCCGGCGUGCUCGCACACUUGGAGACCCUCCCACGCGAUCCCGCUGCCUGGAGACUGCACAAGAGAAUAGACAACAUCUUCAGGGAGCACAUCGACUCUCUUCCUCCUUACACCAAGGAACAACUCGUAUUCCCGGGCAUAACUGUGGCGGACAUCCAGAUCCAAGGCAACCUUGAAACUUACUUUGAGGAGUACAAAUACGACCUGAUCAACGCCUUCAACGACAACACCACUCAGACCGAGUUCUAUGACAUCUAUGCAACAAUGCCUCGCCUCAACCAUAAGGAGUUCACCUAUAAGAUCAAAGUGCAGAACAACAAUGGCUCCCCAAAGAAAUCUGUCAUUCGCAUCCUCGCCAUGCCGUACCGCGACGGUAACGGUGCCAUCAUCCCCUUUGACGAAGGCCGCUGGCUUGCUAUCGAGAUGGACCUCUUCGUGAAGACUCUGACUCCGGGAGACAACGAGAUCAUACGCAAGAGUUCAGAGGCUUCCAUCACUGUACCCGACGUCCCGACAUAUAAGACUCUCGUUGAGAUGACCGAGUCUCAUCAGACCCUAGAGAUGUACGAGAGCGCCACUGGCAUUCCUAACAGACUGCUUCUGCCCAAGGGUAACGAGGAGGGUGUGCAGUUUAGACUGCUAGUGGCUGUCACUGAUGCUCAGCAGGACGUCAAUGACGAGAGCAUCAUUACCAUGAACAAAUACCACCACUACGGUGUCCGCGGCGUCCAGCCCGACAAGAGGCCAUUCGGCUACCCGUUGGACCGUCGUGUUCCUGACGAACACAUUGUCGACGAGGUGCCCAACAUCAAGGAGACCAUGGUCAAGGUCUACAAUCACAAUGUCUUCAUUCCCAUUCCUCAUAACUAACUGUACCCAUCUGAACUGCAAGACAGUCAGUCAUAUGGUUAUAGGACACCUUUAUCACUAUUUGUCAAUAAUCAUGAAUGGUUUCCAUUUCUUUAAAUUUUGUUCAUCCGCACUAAUUUUACUUAUAUAGCUCAAUACUUACAAGUAAUCUACCAUUUUUUUUUUUUUUAUUAAUUCACUGACUUCCUGACAGCUAAUUGUUUUUCCUUUUCCAAGAAAGGCAUUUCCUUUCGGAAAUGAUAGUGAACCUCCUUAAAUUUCAUUGAUUACAAUAAAAGAAAAAAUCAAAUAUUUUCUAAA